Messenger RNA from Coregonus sp. 'balchen', 5003 nucleotides. Lineage: Eukaryota; Metazoa; Chordata; Actinopteri; Salmoniformes; Salmonidae. The record is from the annotation of a GenBank genome assembly.
AUGGUCGAGAAUGGUUAAAACCCAAACAAUGUUUUUUUGGGGUUCCCUCACAUAUUUACCCGGGGGGGCCAACACUGGGAUCUAGAUAUGUCCACCCGGUUGAAGGCCCCACUUUCAACCUAAGGAUUUUCCGCAAAGAUUUCCCUCCACAGCAAGCCCGGGGACAGUAGGGAAAAGUAAAAAUGGAUGCGAGGGAACUCUUCGGGGGAUUGACUGUUUUGGGCAAAAAAAGGGGGUUGACCAAAGCAGGAGGCAUAGCUGCGGUUUUUUAAUCCCCCCUUUUAAUGUUUGCCACAUGUCAAAAAGCCCACAUCAUACCCCGCUCGCAUCACUUGGAAAAACCUGAUUCUGAAGGUUUUUAUUUGAUUUGGUGGGAGUUGGAAAGGAGGGUGAUUUUUUUCCCCCCUAAGUUUAAUUACGUAAGCUAAGUGGGGUAAGCGACGUAGAUCUGAAAACAACAAAUUUUAAAGACCCUCAUUAAAAAAAAAACCCUCUGUAAUCCCGGAGUGAACUGAAACAAAGGCCCUACAAUCCUCCCCCCCCCUCUCCUCUCUCUUCUCUAAUACGUCCUUAUGGGGUUUUUUCUCCCCCUUCACAAACCAAAAUGCCUCCCAGAAAUCAGGGGAAAGGACCCCCUUUUUUCCCCCCCUAAGGAAUUAACAUGAUCCCCCCACACCCACACAGUUUUAAAAGGGCACGACGCGCCUUUCCCCUCAGGAGGAUGAAAAGAUUUCAGGGCCCUCAGAUCCUCAAAAAUUCCACAACCCCAUUUAGACAUCUUGACUGGCUGACCACCACUUGGUCGCAACUGCUUGGCAUUGGGCUGCAAGCGCUUCCCGAGAGAAGUGCUACACCCCGUAAAAAUCCUAGAUCGGAACUCCCUGCCAUCCAGGGGCCCUUUUAUCACGGGUCAGAGGAAGGCCCAAAAACCCAAAUAGCUAAAACAAAAGGCUACCAAAAUACCUGCAUUGACCCGCCAAAGGGCCCCAGGGAUUGCACGGGAUCUCGGUCCCUUUAAAAUUGCCAUUGAUAAAAUGAAGUGUUGUUUUUCGACUUUUUGCCUGCCUCCCCCUACCUAAAAACCCCACCCCCCCCCACUCUGUUUACAACAUUGACAUCGCAAAAUGCUCGCCCCACACGCCCAAACACGCUGUCGCCCUCUGCCCAGUACAGCUGAAACCGGGAUUCAUCCCGAAGGCACCCUAAGUUCUCUAAGGGUGCCAGUGGCCAUUCAAGGUGAGCAUUUGCCACUGAAGUCGUUUACGACGCCCAACGGCAGUCCAGGUCAAGAACCCUGGUGAGGACGACGAGCACGCAGAUGAGCUUCCCUGAGAGUUUGACAGUUUGUGCAGAAAUUCUUCGGUGUGCAAACAUCAAGUAACUCAUGCCUGCAGUAAAAGUAGAUUAAAAAAACAGAAAAAAAACACUUUAUGGAACAGUGGGGACUGUGAAGCAACACAAAACAUGGACACAUGCAUACCAACAUACGCACUAUACACACAUGUACACAUGGAUUUUGUUGUAUAGAUAUGUGGUAGUGGAGUAGGGGCUUGAGGGCACACACUUAAUAUGUUAUGUAUGUAUUGUAAUGUUUUUAAAAUGUAUAACUGCCUUAUUUUUAUUUAUUUAACUAGGCAAGUCAGUUAAGAACAAAUACUUAUUUACAAUGACGGCCUACACCGGCCAAACCCGGACGACGCUGGGCCAAUUGUGCACCACCCUAUGGGACUCCCAAUCACGGCCGGUUGUGAUACAGCCUGGAAUCCAACCAGGGGUCUGUAGGACGCCUCAAGCACUGAGAUGCAGCCUUAGACCGCUGUGCCACUCGGAAGCCCUUAAUGUUGCUGGACCCCAGGAAGAGUACCUGCAGCCUUGGCUAAUGGGGAACCAUAAUAAAUACAAAUACAAAUAUAAACUCAGCAAAGAAGAAACGUCUCUCUCACUGUCACCUGCGUUCCACAGACAUGUGACUAACAGAAAUUGAAUAAUGUGUCCUGAACAAAGGGGGGGAGGGGGGUCAAAAUCAAAAGUAACAGUCAGUAUCUGGUGUGGCCACCAGCUGCAUUAAGUACUGCAGUGCAUCGCUCCUCAUGGACUGCACCAGAUUGCCAGUUCUUGCUGUGAGAUUUACUCACUCUUCCACCAAGGCACCUGCAAGUUCCCAGACAUUUCUGGGGGGAAUGGCCCUAGCCCUCACCCUCCGAUCCAACAGGUCCCAGAUGUGCUCAAUGGGAUUGAGAUACGGUCUUCACUGACCAUGGCAGAACACUGACAUCCUGUCUUGCAGGAAAUCACGCACAGAACAAGCAGUAUGGCUGGUCGCAUUGUCAUGCUGGAGGGUCAUGUCAGGAUGAGCCUGCAGGAAGGGUACACAUGAGGGAGGAGGAUGUCUUCCCUGUAACGCACAGCGUGAGAUUGCCUGCAAUGACAACAAGCUCAGUCCGAUGAUGCUGUGACACAGCCGCCCCAGACCAUGAUGGACCCUCCACCUCCAAAUCGAUCCCGCGCCAGAGUACAGGUUUGGUGUAACGCUCAUUCCUUCCAUGAUAAACGCGAAUCCGACCACACACCCCUGGUGAGCAAAAACCGCAACUCGUCAGUGAAGAGCACUUUUUGCCAGUCCUGUCUGGUCCAGCGACGGUGGGUUUGUGCCCAUAGGCGACAUAUUUGCCGGUGAUGUCUGUGAGGACCUGCCUUACAACGCCUACAUACCCUCAGUCCAGCCUCUCUCAACCUAUUGCGGACAAUCUGAGCAUUGAUGGAGGGAUUGUGCGUUCCUGGUGUAACUCGGGCAGUUGUUGUUGCCAUCCUGUACCUGUUCCACAGUGUGAUGUUUCGGAUGUACCGAUCCUGUUGCAGGUGUUGUUACAUGUGGUCUGCCACUGCCGAGGACGAUCAGCUGUCCGUCCUGUCUCCCUGUAGCGCUGUCUUAGGCGUCUCACAGUACGGACAUUGCAAUUUAUUUCCCUGGCCACAAUCUACAGUCCUCAUGCCUCCUUGCAGCAUGCCUAGGCACGUUCACGCAGAUGAGCAGGGACCCUGGGCAUCUUUCUUUUGGUGUUUUUUCAGAGUCAGUAGAAAGGCCUCUUUAGUGUUCUAAGUUUUCAUAACUGUGACCUUAAUUGCCUACCGUCUGUAAGCUGUUAGUGUCUUAACGACCGUUCCACAGGUGCAUGUUCAUUAAUUGUUUUAUGGUUCAUUGAACAAGCAUGGAAAACAGUGUUUUAAAACCCUUUACAAUUAAGAUCUGUGAAGUUAUUUGGAUUUUACGAUUAUAUUUUUUUGCUGAUUUAAAAGUGUAUAUUGUAAGUGUAUUUGUGUUAUGUGUCAGCUUAUUCUUCGUUAAUUGGUGUGCGUGCGGCGUUUUUGUGAGUGUCAACGUCUCUCCCGUUGCUCCCCCUCCCGCGCCCUGAUCUCGCCAGCUCGAGCCACCGGUCGGAGCGACACCACAUCGGCAACACCGGAAUGGAAACCCACGCACCCUAAUCACCUCCAGCGCACCUGCACCUCAUCAUCUCAUGACCACCCCUAUAUAGCCCUGGACUGUUCAGUGUUGUGUGUGAUUGUUAGUGUUUUGUCGUGUACUCGCUCUUUGUUGUUCUCUUGCUCAAGUGUUAAGUAAACCUUCGUAUCCUCAGUACUCGUCACAGUGAGUUUAGUUACUCUGUUUUGACAGAGGGAUUGGUGCUGUUUUUGAUUUCCUGUUCACUACUUUUUGUUGUCUUGUUUUCCCAUAAACACCACGCUUUCCAGAAAAUAAAACAGUCAUCUUUUCAUUACAGUUUUUCAGAACUGGGAGGUCAGAAAUGAGUUCCAGAGAACAAAGGGGGUUCUUAUUGUCCCUCACUGGCCCUUAGUUUACUUAUUGCUUCAUCAUCUGUUUUCUUUUAUCACAUCAUGCAGGUGAAGGGAGGGGACACCAGGAGAGGAAGCACUUUAGACUUUUGAAACUUACCCUAUAGUCUUAUAGAUUUGAACUGUCUCUGUCUCUCCUCCUCUCUCUCUUCUCUGUCUCGUCCCCCCCCCCCUCUCUCUCGCUCUCUCUGUCCUUAGAGUUGGACAUCUUUGGUAUCAUCCUGUACUCAGUUCUGACCUUCAUGGCAACGGUUUCCAUGCUGGUCUACAUAGAGGAGUGUUGGUACAUCUACCGGAAGGUUCCCUCCCACAAGAAGAGUGCCAUCAUCUGGGUCAAUGGGGCAGCGCCGGUAAGAACACAUGAAGGCAGCCUUCGAUCUGGUACUUACUAGUACUACUGCUGUAUCCCCUACAGUAGAAAUGCAUGCGGCCAGGAACAAAAUAAAAACUUGAGUUAUGACCAAUCCGGUCAGUUUACUAGGAAAUGCUAGGGCAGUAGCAUGGUUAGGAAGACUGCAUUGUUAAGGAUCCAAACUAAGGCUGUAUGUCUCUGCUGAAUGUCUGUGUGUGUCAGGUGAUCGGCACCAUGUCCUGUCUGGGGAUGUGGUUCCCGAGCCACCAUGUUUACUGACAUGACCUCCCUGGUACGUCACUCAUCCAUCCCUCCCUCCUUUUCUAUUUCCUUUCUCUCCAUGUCUUUCAUUUCUCUACAUAUUGUCUGUCUCUCUCCAUCCUAUCCUCUUUCCUCUCCUCUACCUUCAAUCUCUCCGUGUGGAUCUGGUUCCUCUUCAUCUCAGACCCCUUCUGUGACAGGCGGGAAACCCUGUAGAGAGCAGGAAGACGUACACUGUGUCAGCAAAACAUACAGCUACUAAAGACACAUUUACAAUAGUCUGUGUAGAUCUUUCCAAACUCAUCUCUCCCUCUGUCUAUCUUCAUCCUUCCUCCUUGGUGUUCUUGGCGCGUGUAACACGUUUGUCUCCGCAGCUACUUUGCGAUCGUAGUGUUUAAGUUCCUGGUGCUUAAUGAUCGAGGAAGUGGGGGGUGACGAGGCGUUUCUACGGCGAGCAGGGAAGAACAAACUAAAGAUCAGUACUGGUCCCUGCUGCUGCUGCUGCCCCUGUCUACCCCAUGUUAACAUCACAACG